Messenger RNA from Fomitopsis serialis, 1331 nucleotides. RefSeq lists its product as uncharacterized. NCBI's taxonomy places the organism in Eukaryota, Fungi, Basidiomycota, Agaricomycetes, Polyporales, Fomitopsidaceae. Bases 243 to 1190 code for a protein of 315 amino acids. The transcript has 7 exons. The record is from RefSeq and is a predicted model, not a curated record.
GCGAAGGAAGGUUGUCAAGAAUGUGCCAGGCAGCGCACAAAGAUCGCACGGAUAGAAGCAAUCGUGGCCAGUCGGGAUAAUGAGAUUGCGGCAUUACGAGACGCCCGCGUUCGUGCAGCUGGACAGCGUGCAAUAGCUGCUGCGGCCGAGACCAACUGUCGACAGCAGCUCAACAACGUGACAGCCGAGCUCGUUGCCGCGAAGAAGGUCGGCUUCCACCGGAGCAUCCGCCAUGCCAUCGCAUGCUAACCAUACGUCAGGAGGUGUCAAGGCUGUCAGCCACCGGCGACUCGGCGACCAAAGCUGGUGCAUCCACCCAGAUUCCGUAUAGUAAGGGCACUCAGAUGUUCAGGAGCUUCAUGGACCGUAUGCGCGCACUGCCUGCUCCCCCGGUCACAGUUGAUCUCUCCACCGUCUUACCGGUCAAGCUGCCGCCGGGGUCCCGCCGCGUGUCCGAUUGUUUCCAUGAGGGCAUAAGCCAGUUUCCUAGGUUGACGGUGAAUGAUGCCUGCAUGUGGCUACCCGACUCGCAGCAUGCAUUGCGCGUUGUCCCGGGGUUUGGGUAUGAUUCCAGACCACGCUGCAGGAAAUGGACGCCAUACGUACCCCGAUCUGCGACGUAUAUACCAAAAGGAACGUUCGAGCUCUUUCAUACUCAUGACGAUGACCUCUAUUACGUCGGCACGUAUAAGACGGUGGAGGGCCCGCGUGAUAUACACUUGAAAGUGAUUGACACGCGGCUUCUCGCGCAAUUGGACGGGACAGUGGUGGUCGAUGACUUAGAAGAGGCGCUCACGUGGCAAACGGCACCCAAAGCGCCCCCAACCAACGCGGUAGCAAGGACAAUACCCGAGAUGUACGAGAUGGGCAUCUUAAGGGUGCAGGUCAUCGGUCUCCAGUGUGUCGGGUUUAACCAUCGCCUGCAUGAGGAGCUGCACCCAAAAAGGAUGCCUUCUGACGACACUUCGCGGAAAUCCGACACUGACGUUCAGCGCCGACGGGGCUCCUCAGCCAAACGGCGCAGCGUGAGUUGGCUGGAUGCCCUCUCAUCUGAUGAUAGUAUAGUACUAUCAGAUGGGGAACCACCGAGUAAAAGGCAGCGCAGUCAUACAGGAGCUGAGAUGUCGGACCGUGACCCUUCGUCCUCGACUCUUUACCCAGAUCACUCGGAUCCCGUAACACCGUCAUAAGUACCAUCCGGUGGCGCAGCGGACGUACGUCGCUGGCACAUCGGAACGUAGAGGGCGAUGGACAGACCUGUUGUAUCUCGUCGCUGUGUAACGCAAGUAUGGAUAUGAACGCCGACCUUAUGUCUCGGACCAGCAGUGUCG